Messenger RNA from Neodiprion fabricii, 1603 nucleotides. RefSeq names its product amiloride-sensitive sodium channel subunit gamma-like. Gene Ontology annotation, molecular function: ligand-gated sodium channel activity. Gene Ontology annotation, cellular component: membrane. The record is from RefSeq and is a predicted model, not a curated record. Bases 73 to 1548 code for a protein of 491 amino acids. NCBI's taxonomy places the organism in Eukaryota, Metazoa, Arthropoda, Insecta, Hymenoptera, Diprionidae. The transcript has 12 exons. Gene Ontology annotation, biological process: sodium ion transmembrane transport.
AAUCGAGGAACCGAACUUGGCAAUCAAUUGGAAAGACUGUACCAGGUGACAAGUUGCAGUGUGGUUCGUCGAAUGACCCGGAGUAACCACCAUUAUAGCGACAAUGGUAACAAUGUAGGAAAUAAUCACGUGAACACAGGAGUAGGUGAAUUGUGGAUAGACAAUGAUGCACUAAGGUAUCUGCCUCAGGGAAAAAUGGAAACAGUUUAUCGAUAUACAGGUGAUAACAGCUAUGCGAACACUGUUGCAGAAAAUCAUAGCAAUGGAACCAAGUCCUCGAGAUUGGUUGGUGGCACGAUGUUGCGCAAUUCUGCAAGCCUACAGACCUCGGAAGCUCCAACCAGUCUAGCAACACCAACUGUCAGUGCAACGGACGAAGAAGAGAUUAAGCCCCAGAUAAAUCAAACUCAAUCAUUCAACGACUUGAUGAACUUUCUAGCUUUAUAUGCAAACUUUACGGAAGAAGAUCGCAUCGCAAUGGGUCAUGAUGCUACAGGAUUUAUAAGAGCUUGUACAUUCAGCGGCAAGUCCUGCAGUAACAUUACAUUAUUUUUCAAAACCAUCUCGAGUACUAGCUACGGUAAUUGUUUUACUUUCACCACAACAAGGAGGACAGUAAUGCCAGGCAAAGACUAUGGACUCUCUAUGGAAUUGUUCCUGGACCAGUCAAAUUAUAUUGGAGGAGGACUGAGUCCCAGAGCUGGAGCACGGGUUGUUGUGCAUCCUCCUUCCCAAUUUCCCCUACCAAAUGAGAAUGGAUUAACAAUACCACCGCACACGGCCACCAGCACUGCUCUCGUACAGGUCCAAGUUACCAGAGAGAAGCUUCCGUAUAUAACGAACUGCACCUCAGGAUGGGAACGAACGUGGUACGAAGCGAAGGUUGGAGAUGCUUACAGAUAUUCGAUGGAGCAGUGCCAACGUAUAUGCUUGCAGCUUGCAUUUGAAGAUUUCUGUUCAUGUACACAUCCAAUUUACAUGGAUAUAUCCACAGGUGUAUCGCCUUGCAAUUUAACAUCUGACAAUCGGGAUUACGCCUGUGUUGGCCGGGUGCUCGAAGAAUUUGAAACACGAACACGCGAGUGUAGCUGCAAUAUGGAUUGCAGAGAAAUUACUUACAAUAUGAAAAUUUCCCAAGCUGCAUGGCCGAAUGAGAAUAACUGGUGUGACGUAGCUCAACGUUUUGGUAUGGCAAGAGCCUGCAAGUAUGAGAAAUAUCGGUCAGAUUAUCGGGUCCGUGAAAAACAACUUCUUCUUCAGAACGUUUUAACGAUAGACGUAUUUUUUAAAAACCUCAGAGUUCAAUCUAUCGACCAGCAUCCAACUUACAAGUUGCAAAGUUUUGUCGGCUCUCUCGGAGGUGCCCUAAGCUUGUAUUUGGGAAUAACGCUGUUUAUGCUUCUGGAGGUAUUCGAAGUAUUUGUGAGGCUAGUCUUUGCAUUAUUUUACCGUGGCUGCUGUUUUUUUUACCAGAGAAAACUCACAGGGCCGCAUAAUCAGAGCCAUCGGUGUACGGUUCCGCAACAGGGAAUUUUUUACACAGGUUAGAAAUUAUUUAAAACCUUGUGGACCUGUGUCUCAUCAGUUAUAGCAUACGAAGCUG